This is a messenger RNA of Carcharodon carcharias (great white shark), 3809 nucleotides long. RefSeq lists its product as uncharacterized. Gene Ontology annotation, biological process: positive regulation of T cell apoptotic process; negative regulation of immune response. Bases 180 to 1004 code for a protein of 274 amino acids. NCBI's taxonomy places the organism in Eukaryota, Metazoa, Chordata, Chondrichthyes, Lamniformes, Lamnidae. Gene Ontology annotation, cellular component: membrane; external side of plasma membrane. The record is from RefSeq and is a predicted model, not a curated record. The transcript has 5 exons.
CAGCACAGCAAGAGCACUGGCUUGAACUUGUGUGGGGGUGGUGGUACAAUCUCGGAACCAAAGCAUUACUCACUUGUGGAGGAAACUAGCUUGCAGAUAUACUGAGUAUUAAGAGUGUGUGUAGUGUUCAAUCACCUUGACUUGUUAAUGGCUAUUUUCUCCCUGGAGCUGUGAAAGAGAUGGCCAUGAUAUUGUUUGUUCAACAAAUCUUCUUGGUGUUUUCUGUGACUUUGUGGCAAUAUACUCUGGUUGAAUCCUUAACACUAUCACAGUAUCCUACGACCAUUGAGAAGAAAACUGGGGAAUCAGCUGAAAUCCACUGUAAACUUUCCAAUGGAAAUGCCACUGAAGACCUAAGACUGGUAUGGUACAGAUACAUAGAUCAAAACCGAUUAAAGAUUGGAGAAAUCAAUCUGAAGACAAAUAACACCACAGCUGUUGACCAUGUCGUUUUACAAUGGAGCCUUGGCAACCACACAGCUUCAAUGUCAAUUAAGCACCUGAUGAAAAACAACUCUGGGACAUACGGAUGUGAACUGUUCAGAUUAUCAGGCAAUUUAUUAGGCAUUGACAUUAUAAAUAAAGCCAAUGCAACAAACAUCACUGUUACUGAGCAGCAGAUUCCAACCCCAGGAAGCAGAAACAACACAGACAACAUGACUGAAGAAUUCCAGGAUAAUGGAGCUAGAAUUCAGAUAAUCGUUGCAGCAGUAAUAGCUGCCUUCGUCAUCAUCUGUCUUCUAAUUUACAUUUUAUUCAGAUACCGACCAAAAAAACAAGGUACGGAUGCCAGUCCUCCUGCAGCAGAUGUCAGUUGUCAGAAAGCAGAGGACCCCAUUUCCACAGUGUUCUCCAUGGACUAUGCUGUACUGAAGAUCCCCGGAAAAAUUGAUCGUCAGAAUCUAGCAUCUUCAAUCUCUUCUGAUGAUUCAUACUAUGCUACAAUUGUAUUUGCACAUCAAGAGCAAGCCACCAGUGUGCAGAAAACAACCAUCAAUAACUAAGGGAUUAUAUUUUUGGUUUAGUGGCACCCGACUACCUAUCUUUGUCCUGUGAACUUUCAAGCAUUAUGUUGAAUUAUCACAUAACCUUUCUUACCAUUUCUUCUAUGAAAACAUAAGGCACAAUUUAACUAUCACAAAUGAAAUUUUGAAUCACCUGCCAAAGCAGAGGAAGUAAAAUCCUAGCAAAAUCAAUCUUACUUUAGUUACAAGAAUUGACAAAUUUGGAUGGAGGAGAGAGAAUUUAGGAAGUGCAGGAAGGACACCGUUAGAUUCAGCAGUAACAGUUUCAAGUUGAUACCUUUGAGAGGAGUUCAUGCACAGGCAGCUGGAAAGAAUAGGCAACUACUCAGGCUGGUUGGUUUACUGCUAUGUACCUUUCCUAUUUUUGGCUCUGACUGGAAUCUAAAAUUUGCUUAUGUUAGGCGUGAUCUCACGGAAUCAGUGCUGAAUUUUAAUUCCAUGAAUUAAACCCUUAACACUUACACUACAUAUAUUUGUAGUAUCAAUAAACGAGCAUGACAUUCUCAUUUAGCAAUAUCAAAAUUUCAAAGUAUUCUUCAUUUUACCUGAGAUGGAGAGUUCACAUUAAACAGUAAUGAGUACCAGUUAUUUUACAAGGCCAUAAUGUGAUCAAAUGAUUCAGAUAAUAAUGUUCUAAAUUUAUAGUUUCCAAACUGUAAGACUGUGUUGCUUUUUCUGCAUUUUAAAUGAAAAUAAUAACUAUGCUACAAGUUUUCAUUUAGAAUGUCAAAAUACAAGAUUAGUAGUCAUAGAGCUGACAUAAUGGCUGUUAUGGAAUGUAUCACUGACUUAAAACUCAAUCAUGUUAAUCAUUUUAAUCACAAUUCUUAUAAGGGAUUGAACGAAGUCGGUUGCCAGGUUAUAAAUUACAACACAUGUCUUACAGUGAGAAUUAUGUGGAAACCAAGACUAGGGGCUGAAUUUUCAAAUGUCUGUGGGGGCAAGCUUGGAUGCAGCCCAUAAUUUGGCACUGCUGACCAUCGUGUCAAUGCAGUACCACAAUUCCAAACUGCAGCCAUUUUCAGAGAAGCUGGCCGGAUCAUGAACAGCUACCCACCAACAAGCAGUGGGUAGCCAAUUUAGUUCAAAUUAAUGUAAUUAAGGAAUAAAAAUGAAAAGUACUGGAAAUACUCUGCGGAUCAAACAGCAUCUGUGGAGACGAACAGAGUUAAUACUUCAGGUCAGUAAUGAAGGGUCAUCAUCAACCUUAAGCGUUGGCCAGGAUUUUUCGACCCUGCCAUGGCUUCCCUGCAGCAGAUACAGCGAGCCAAUCAAAUCUCCUUUGACUUCGAUGAGACAGGAUAGUCCCACUGGCAGGAGGGGUCAGGAAAUCCUGCCGGUUAACUCUGUUUCUCCGUCCACAGAUGCAGUCUGACCUGUUGAGUAUUUCCAGCAUACUUUCUGUAUUUAUUUCAGAUUUCCAGCAUCUGCAGUAUUUUGCUUUUGUGACCUAAUGUAUUUAAGGGCCCAUUAAUGUUUCCAACUGGUAUGCGGGCAGCCUUCAUCAGCCUGGGACAGGUCCAGUCUAAUGUGGCGGGCUCAGGUCUUGAAAGAGGUGGGGGGACUCAUUUGAACCCCCAAGGAACCCACUCCCAUACCUGUAAUGAGCACUGGGCCACAGCUGGCCACACAGUGGAGGGGAUGCCUCUCCAGAUGGCGGUGGGGCAGCCCUCUAGCCUCAAGAGCCUGCCUGCCAUCCCUAUUUGCCUGGUGAGCCCACUCCCUAGCCAUGCCAUUCCUUUGAAAAUAGAGAUCGACCUGUCUGGAACAAGCCAUGUGGGGUCAGGACACAGAACUGAUGGUCUGCACAUCAGGCUCCUUGCCCCAAAAUGAAAAUUCAGCCCUAGGGUUCUGGGAUUGACCUUUAAGCGCCUGAUGAUAUGCAGUUUUUCUGAAAUUAUCCUGAUUACCAACGUGACUGUCAGGACCCUCUUUAUAUUUUACCUCCAGCAGCAACUGAGUCUCACUGGGAAUAAAUUAAAUUUGGAAGAUUAAAGUAGCAAAGAUACGAAUUGAUGUAGGAUGAAUUAAGAAGAAAAUCAUAAAUGAAAUACUGACCAAAGGUCAGGGAAACUCUCAGAGCUGCUUCCGUUCCUUUGACCAAAGAGCUGUGGAAUUGAUCCGGCAACCAUUUAAAUAAUGGUCAGAAAGUUGACACCUAAUAUGCCUCCCUGGUGUUGAAUACAAAGGAGGUGAAAAUAUUACAGAGCGCACUUGUUCUCUGAAAAAAUGGCAAUUCUUACAAUUCACUGAUUUUUAAAAAUGCAGGUUAAUUGUGCAGUACAUUAAUCACACUCCAAACAUGAGACACAAUGUGAGUCAAAUCAUCUAAUAUUUCCUGCAAUAGAAUAAUCUGUCUAUAGAUAUUAACAAUGGAUUUAUCAUGCAUGGUCUACAGAGAUGCCUUAAUGAUCAGUUAGCUAUGAUUCCACUCUGGUACAAAUUGAAAUUGGUUUGCUAGGGUUUGAAAACAUUUGUCAUCUGCUCUGAGAUCUUUAUUUUUUAGAGUCCAGAUUUGUAGAAAAUAUCAGUUUAAAAUCUAGUAACCUAUCAUUUUUAGUUUGAGUCUCGCUCAUAGAACUUUGCAAUGUUUGUGAGCGAUUAGAUCCGAAUGACUUUUCACAACCAUCCAAUCCUGAGUUUAAUCAGAUCUUGGAAGAGUGUAACAAAUGUAAUGAGAAAUAUAUGUAAAUAAAAGGUAACCUAUUUAUUAAACAUUCUGUUGGAAAAAUACCUGUGUAAUAACGUAACUUUUUCUCAUCAUUAAAGUCAUUUGAAAAAUGA